Knipowitschia caucasica is the source of this 555-nucleotide messenger RNA. The record is from the annotation of a GenBank genome assembly. NCBI's taxonomy places the organism in Eukaryota, Metazoa, Chordata, Actinopteri, Gobiiformes, Gobiidae.
AUGGGCGGGAGCUUGACCUCCUUCCAGUCCCUGCACAUCGUCCUGCUGGGGCUGGACUCUGCCGGGAAGACCACCGUUCUCUACCGUCUCAAACUGAACGAGUUUGUCAACACGGUUCCCACCAUCGGCUUCAACAGUGAGAAGAUCCGUCUGAGCUCCGCCAAGGGCCUGAGCGUGCACCUGUGGGACGUGGGCGGUCAGGAGAAACUGCGGCCGCUGUGGAGGUCGUACAGCCGCGGCGCCGACGGCAUCAUCUACGUGGUGGACUCGGUGGACGUGGAGCGGCUGGAGGAGGCCCGCGGAGAGCUGCAUAAGAUGGCCAAGCUGAGCGAGAACCAGGGAGCUCCUCUGCUGGUCAUCGCCAACAAGCAGGACCUGCCGCGGAGCCUGCCGGUGGGGGACGUGACCAAACGGCUGGCCCUGGAGGAACUGGGGCCCCACACGGCGUACCACGUCCAGCCCGCCUGCGCCAUCAUCGGGGAGGGUCUGCACGAGGGUCUGGAGAAGCUCUGCCACAUGAUCAUGAAGAGGAGGCAGAGCACAAAGAGGAAGUGA